AUCAACACCGCCCCUCCACUGUUUACUUUCCUUUCCGCUGGUAAUUAAUUACUGGCUUAAAAAUUGCGAUUUUGAGAUAAUUAUGAAUACCAAGGAAAAGCAGCGCGCUGCGUCGGCCGCCGUCGGCGCGAGGACUGCCCGGGCGUGCGACGGCUGCCUGCGGCGGCGGGCGCGGUGGUUCUGCGCUGCCGACGAUGCCUUUCUGUGCCAGGCGUGUGACGCGUCCGUCCACUCGGCGAAUCCCCUCGCCAGCCGCCACCACCGCCUCCGCCUCAAGACGGCCACCUCCUCCUCCUCCUUGGCUGCUGAUGCCGCUACGCCGCCUCCAGCUCGCACCGCCCUUGAUGCCGGUGAGCCGCCAACAUGGCUCCACGGAUUCAAGCGGAAGGCGCGAACGCCGCGCGGUAAGCCGAUGUCGGCCAUAAAAGAGGAGACGACAGUUGUGCCGGACCUCGAGGCUGAGGAGAAGGCCGAGGAGGCGGAGGAGCAGCUGCUGUACCAGGUCCCGAUUUUUGACCCCCUGCUGGCAGAAUUCUGCUCCCCGUCGCCGCUGCUGCCGACUCCUCUCGAGGAUGCAAAGCCGGCGGCACAGCCGAUCGACCCGUUCGAAUCAGCAUCGGCAGCCGCGGCGGCUUCCUCGGACGGGCUCCCAGGGUUCCGUGAAGUUUCGGAUUUAGAUGUCGCAGAAUUCGCAGCGGACAUGGAGAGCCUCCUCGGCGGCGGCCUUGAGGAAGACUCGUUCUCGCUGCACGAGCUAGGGCUGAUGGACUCGGAGGUGAAGGAGGAGGAGGCCGAUGUGGACGCGGCGGCGGCGGCCGGGGAGACUGAGAUUUGCAGGGAGCCGAUGGAUGUUAAGUUCGACUGCAGCGCGGAGGAGGAGGCAGCAAAGGCGACGGCGGUGGUGUCGUCUGUGUCUGAGGGAGAGGUGACGGUGGUCGCAAAGAAGAAGAUGAUACUCACGUUGGAUUACGAAGCCGUUAUGGCGGAGUGGUCUUGCAAGGGUUGCUCGCCGUGGACUGGCGGUGAGCGGCCGCAGCUCGGCACCGAUGACUGCUGGCCCGAAUUCGCGGGGAUGUGGGGAGGAGACGGAAAAGGGGCGGCGCAGCACCGAGAUCCAGCAGCUGCAGCAGCGGCAGCGGCAGUCGGUGGAGGGAGGGAGGCGAGGGUGACGAGGUACCGAGAGAAGCGUCGGACGCGGCUGUUCGCGAAGAAGAUACGGUACGAGGUGCGCAAGCUGAACGCAGAGAAGCGGCCACGGAUGAAGGGUCGCUUCGUCAAGCGUGCGGCUUUUCCUGCCAUAGCGGCAGCAGUCACCGCUGCAGUGCCGGCGAUCCCGCGGGGGCCACCAUUUCCUUUUUGACGGGGCUCGAUCGAACGGACUCGAUCACGCGUGCAUGUAAAUGCAUGCGUGCUUCUUGUCAUAGUAAAUAACCCUCUUUUUCCUUUCUUUUUUUUUUUUGUUUUGUGAAUUAGAAGGAUAAUUAUAGGACUAGCAUAGGUAAACCAAAUAAUUUUUUUCCUUUUCUUUUUUAAUAUUUCUGCUCAUCACUCGCCGACAUGCAUGUAAUAGAUCAAGACAUUGCUUGAUUACUAGCAAGCUACUUUUUUUUUUCCUUUGUUUUUUUUUUUUUUUCGGUGCUGGGGGAAUAUAGUCCAGCUAGUUCUAAUGAAGCGCUAGGGUUUUUGUGCAAUAAGCUGAACAUUGAUGCUGAAUUUAGCUUUUACAUUUGUAUUCUUCUU
Molecule: messenger RNA, 1740 nt
Organism: Ananas comosus (pineapple)
Lineage: Eukaryota; Viridiplantae; Streptophyta; Magnoliopsida; Poales; Bromeliaceae
Product: zinc finger protein CONSTANS-LIKE 16
Exons: 2
Coding region: 83-1360 (425 amino acids)
Biological process (GO): regulation of DNA-templated transcription
Cellular component (GO): nucleus
Molecular function (GO): zinc ion binding; protein binding
Source: RefSeq, a predicted model, not a curated record